This is a messenger RNA of Elephantulus edwardii (Cape elephant shrew), 414 nucleotides long. It is a transcript of the gene CIMIP1, whose product is annotated as chromosome unknown open reading frame, human C20orf85. The record is from RefSeq and is a predicted model, not a curated record. NCBI's taxonomy places the organism in Eukaryota, Metazoa, Chordata, Mammalia, Macroscelidea, Macroscelididae. The transcript is spliced from 4 exons. Bases 1 to 414 code for a protein of 137 amino acids.
AUGACCCACAAGCAGAUCAGCACCGCUGAGGCGGAGCGCAUGAAUCUCGUGGCGCAAGAUGAGAUCUGGAAAUGCCGUCUGAAGGCUGAAAACGAAGCCAGGAAAAACUGGACCCAAAACUGGGGAUUUUUAACAACCCCCUUCGAGGAGCUGAUUGGCCAUGAAGAGCCACCUUCGACCCCAAAGCCCAGAAUCGAGCUCCCUGCCCAUUUCCACAUCCAGCCUGUGACUCCGGUGGAGAAAUACAUCAAGGUCCUCCCGUCCCCCCCAAUCCCAGAGACCACCCAAGGCUUCAUUGGCUGGAGAUCCACAAGGCCAGACCUCAACAGGCACCUGGACUACGACCGGGAGAUCCGGAGCUGCAAAGGGGCCUACGCACGGGAGCUGGGCUGGCCCAAGCAGGGCAUCUACUGA